This is a messenger RNA of Cylas formicarius (sweet potato weevil), 716 nucleotides long. RefSeq names its product UPF0193 protein EVG1 homolog. NCBI's taxonomy places the organism in Eukaryota, Metazoa, Arthropoda, Insecta, Coleoptera, Brentidae. The record is from RefSeq and is a predicted model, not a curated record. The coding region runs from base 89 to 679 and encodes 196 amino acids. The transcript has 4 exons.
AUUUUAUUAUUGUUCUGCAUUUUAGACGCAAGCACUGACAACGUCAUUUAUUGUAUACCCAGGCUGUUAUUUUUUAACGAUUCAUAUAAUGGAUGAUUGGUCCAGUAAAACCGUACCACGGGGUGGAAUUUUGCACCCAGCGAAAGCAAAUUAUAGUGCUGAAACUGAGAAAUUCUUGAAACUUUUAAUGGAGGAGAGCAAAAUGUCAAUGAUGCAAAGGAAAAGGUUAAAUUACGCAUUGAGAAACGGGGACCCUUUGCCUUCGUUGGCAAAUAUCACAAAGCGAAAAACCCCCAACCUUCCAGAAGUAACGAUAAGGCCUGCAUCUUCAAAACGUCGCUCCAUGGAAACCAUCAUCAGGUCUGGAGCGUAUGAAAGGGACGCUUAUAAACCGAAUCAUCUGGUAGUGGACAGAGAAAGGGAAAAGGACAAACUGGCAAAUAAAAUGGCCUAUAAUAAGGAUUUAGCGGUGUCGAAAGAAAAAGUUCUCGAAAAAUAUGUGGAAAAGGAGAUGGAGAGCAAACCAAAUCGGUUUGAUGAGCUCCUUAAAGAGAUUAAAGAACGGCAGGAUUGGUUAAGGGAGAUGCAAGAGCUAGGGGAAGAUAAAAAGUAUCGGCCUAUAAUCGAACAGCAGAUUCAAAACAAAGUCAGGGAACUGGAAAAAUUGAAGAUGGAUUAGUGCGGGAAAAUAAAAGUUGUUGAAUUUUUGCUUCUAG